Messenger RNA from Cuscuta campestris, 850 nucleotides. The record is from the annotation of a GenBank genome assembly. Lineage: Eukaryota; Viridiplantae; Streptophyta; Magnoliopsida; Solanales; Convolvulaceae.
GUUCAAUCAAAGACUAAAAUGGAUAUUCUCAAUCCAAUCAACCCUGCAAAAUGACAAACAUUCCUUUCAUUGUGUGCCUCGUGAUGGAUGAGCGGCAGGGUGUCCCCUUGACCUCUGACGUGGUUCACCAUGCCUAAGAGACUGGACCAAUGUUAGCCAAGGUUUCUUCUUCUUCUGCUUCUUCAAACCCAAUCAGCAGUAGUACUGCUGCAGCUGUGGGUCGUCUUGGGUACGGAUAUGAGUACGUGGGAACUGUGUAUCUAGAUCAAGGUUCCAUUUCCUGGUCUGCCCCUUGCUUCAAGGAGAACUCUGCUAUAUUAGUUCUGAAAAAUCAGUGGGAACAUUUUUUCUAUUACACGGUUAUUGUCACGCCUCACUAUGGACAAUGUUGGACUUGUCGAGAUGACUACCAAUUCAAAUUGGGAGAUAAAAACGUGAAAACAGGCUCUACGUAUUUUGGUGGUGUUGGAAAUGAUUUUGUCUUAUCCAUCUUGACGGAGGAAGUGGAUCAGCUGAAAAAUGAAGGGAUACAUAUCUACGUGGAUACGAACGCAGCUUGCAAUGGUAUUUCCAGAAAGACAAUAAAGAAUCCAUUUGAAGAUGUCGCACGUAUUGCAAUGAAUUAAAAAAAAAAGAGUGUUCGUUGAAUAAAGAGUCAUUUUAUGUCUUGUUGUGUUAUAAUAAUAAGAAAUGCAAGAUCGUUAUCCAUUUCCACUUAAAAUGGAGGAUAUUGAAGUUAAGUUGAAUUUCCGAUCCACUGUAUUUUAAUUUCUACAUAUAUCCCUCAACUCCUCGAGUUGGUUCGAAAAUGAGCAUUAUUCUACUUAUUAUAAUAGGUUUCUACGUUGGU